ACAGUCAAUUUUAUUUUAAUUAAAAAACAUGUCGAAAUAUUUUGUAUUCGCUAUUGUUCUCGCCUUAUGGUUAUGCCUUGUCAACAGUGCCGCUGUAGGUGGACGCUCAGGACGUCUUCUCGAUGCUAAUACAAUAAUUCAAAGGAUCAUAGCUGAAUAUGAGAAACUACCCGGUCCAUCUGUGCACCAUCCUCAUGAAGUAGCAACAUUGAUUGAUCCUGAAAACUUUCAUCUGAACUUUUAA
This is a messenger RNA of Teleopsis dalmanni, 244 nucleotides long. RefSeq lists its product as uncharacterized. NCBI's taxonomy places the organism in Eukaryota, Metazoa, Arthropoda, Insecta, Diptera, Diopsidae. The record is from RefSeq and is a predicted model, not a curated record. Bases 29 to 244 code for a protein of 71 amino acids. The transcript is spliced from 2 exons.